AUGAAGACAAUUUUAUUUGAAAUUACAGCUAACUGUCCUCUUCAAACAGUUAUUUUUGCUGAUAUUAAUCCCUAUAGUCAUGCAGAUGGUGAACAAGAAGUUCUGUUCAGUUUGAGAGCUGUUUUUAAAAUUGACAAUAUUAUUUUCGAUUCACCAUUGUAUAGUUGUAAAAUUCGAAUGACAGCAACAAAUGAAAUAUCAAAUGAUAUUCAAGAUUAUUUAAAAGCAAAACGUCAGCAAAUGAAUGAUUAUACUCCACCAAUUCUAUUUGGAUGUUUGUUAUUCUUAGAAUUAGGACAAUUAGAUAAAGGUGAAAAAUAUUUUCGUAUGUUAUUAAAAACUUUAUCACCUGCUCAUGAAGAUUUUGCAUCAACCUGUAAUAGUUUGGGAAUUACUUUGUAUGGUAAAUGUCGAGCUAAUUUAGCUUUAGAAUGUAUUGUACGAGCGUAUAUUCUACGUCGACGAAGUCUACAUCCACAACAUCCAGCAACUGCUACAUCUGCUCUGAAGAUAUUUGAAAAUAAUUAUGAUACUGAUCAUCAAUUGGAAGCAAUAGCAAUGAAUAGUAUUGGUUUACUCUAUCGAGAUGAAAAAGAAUGUCAAAUUGCAUUGAAAUAUUUGAAUCAAGCAUUAGGUAUGUAUCAGAGAAUACUUCCAUCACAAUAUCCUGAUAUUGCAUCUUGUUUGGGAAAUAUCGGUUUAGUUUAUGAAGAUCUGAAGGAUUAUGAGCAAGCAUUUGCUUAUUAUUAUCGUGCAUUUGAAAUAGAUAAAAACAUUUUACCAUCUGAUCAUCCGAAUCUAAUGGAUGAUUUGAAUCGAAUCAUUGAUAUCUAUAUGAAAAAAGGUGAAGAUCAGAAUGCAAUGGAAUUUUAUCAAAACAUUAUAAUAGAAUUUGAAGAUACUUUAUUUAGUGCUCAUGCUCUAAAAAGUCUGAGUGAUCGUACAUUAAAUGUUGUAGAAAGAAUCGAUUAUUAUAAGAAAGCCUUAGUUAUUUUUGAAAAAUCAUUUAAUUUAACUGAUUCAAUAAUUAUUUAUUGUAUAAUUGAUAUGAGCCGGUCGUGUUGGAAAUGUAACAUAUUUGAUAAUAUAUUGAAUUAUCAAUUACAAGCAUUGGAUAAACAGCAAAGAAUUUCAUCUACAAAACCGUUAGAAUUGAUUUUAUUUUUAGAGAAUACUGGUAGGCUUUAUAUUACAAUAAGCAAAAAUGGCAAGAUGCUGUUAAUUAUUUUGAAAAAGUCAAGACUAUCUUGAAAUAUUGAAUAUCAAUCUUAAAUAUAUUAAUGAGAUUGACAAUCUCAUUGCUCUUGCGAAACACAACGACAGCACAACAGUUAGUGUGAGGGGAAAUGUAUCAGAUGUCAUAAUGAAAACACACCAGUGUCACUCAAAAGAAACGAAAAAAUACUGCAAUAUGCAAUAAAAAAAGUGAAUCCACUUAUCCAAUUAGACAUUGUAGAAGCAGAAUUCAAGAGGGUGUGGGGUGGCGGGUGUGGGUGUGGGUGUGGGUGUGGGUGGGUGUGGGUGUGGGUGUGGGUGUGGGUGUGGGUGUGGGUAUGGGUGUGGAUAGGAUAUGUUUAAUAGCACAAGCUACUUGCGACCGGUUUCGACCUUGCUUAAGGGUCCUCAUCAGGUAAGUUCGGCUACUAAAUUUUUAAAAUACUGCAAUUCAAUCCUAACUACAAAUUUGAGACAGUUCAUUGAAAGUUUCAAGAACAAAACCUUCUCGAAACUGUCGAUCAAUAUUUUGUAGAAGGAUCACAAUUAUUUCCAAAUUUCUAGCAAAUUUCAGAAGAAAUAAUACUAAAAAUUUAAGAAACAAAAGAAGUCGCAGCUAAUUUUAUAUUCAGGAACCAGAAAAAUUCCUGAAUAUAAAGGUGUGUAUAGGAUUUAUUUAAUAGCACAAGCUACUUACGACCGGUUUCGACCUUGCUUAAGGGUCCUCAGCAGGUAAGAUAUGUAUCUGAAAUAAAGGAAACUAAUAGCUAUAUGAGUUUUAUUAUGGUUUGGAAGAAUAAUUUUACGAUAAUGAAAAGCAUAUAAUGAACACUGCUGGGAUUCAAAAUUAUGGAUGAACAAGGACAAUAUUUUGAUUUUGUGUUUUAUAUUGAAGCAAAGCACACAGUUUUUAGUGAGAGGAUGUAUUGAUGAAUAGCAUAAUUUGUUCAGCUCGUUGUUUGAUAUUAAGAAGACGAACUUCAAUAAUAUUGCGCAUAGGACCGAGGAACGGUUGAAGCAAAGUUGUUGAAACACUUUGAUCAGAAUGGCCAGUAUUGCAGUCGAAUCCAAUUGCGUUCAUGUGGUCAUGAGCCGAGUGGUUUUGUAUCAUUCCUUUUUUUUUUAAAUGUUUGUUUAGUUAACAAUGAAGAAUUUCUUUUUAGAGUAAUUGCUCGUUGGUAUGAUUUGGCCGUUAUUCGCCAAAGUUUCUGAACAGAAAGAAUCUAGAAGGAAAGAAAAAGAGUAAAAAUAUGGUCGUAGGUUUGGUUGAAAACCUGUUCCUUGUUUGGACUAUAUUCAUAGAAUGAUUUGACCUGAUUGCCUCCAUUAAUAUCGAAGUUCAGUAUGGUUUUCUUGUGUUCAAAAUAAUUCACGCAUUGUUCAAGAUCUUUCUUUACGAGAUUAGCAAGAGCGUGAUCAAUGAUAUUCAUUGAUUCGUCAAUAGAUAUUUCAUUUUGUUUUACUGCACUUGGAGGACUUUGUUGUAAAUGAACCUUCAAGUUCGCCUCUACUUGUUGUAGUUUAUUAUAAAUUAAUCUUUGUCGAUGUCUUAUAUUGUGUUCCGUUCGAGGAUAAUCCCAGUUAAUGGAAUUUCGUUUCGUUAUAUCUUUAGAUGCUUGAGAUAAUCAUCUUACAGUAGGCUUUGCUUCAUCAGCAACAUGUUUCCAAUAAUCUUCUUCGAUUUUUAAUUCUAAUAAAGUACACAUGAGUAGAGCACGGCGGCGAACAAAAUGUAACAUUGUAGUAUUCGUUAAUGACCGUUGGAUCACUGCACACUGACUAGGAAUACUGUUUGAUAGUCGAUGUAUGAAUAGAUUGUCAGGCAUUUUUCUAUAAUUUGCUAGGAUCCGUGAUGAAGUCUUCCAGUUAUCAAUAGAUAAUUGACUCUUUUGGAUGUUCUUAUGAUACAUGCUAUUAUUUGUGAAAUGCCAUGAUUUUUUCAUCUUUUUUGCAGGUUGUAAUAACGGUGUUUGAAGUUUGAAAGUAGCCAUUCGGUUUUCUUGAAUACUACAAAGUUAAUCAAUGCACGUGAAGUAAUAGAAGAAGACGUUGUCUUUUUUAAUAGAAGAUAUUUUAUAUCUAAAAUAAAUCACAGAUAUUUUUAACAAAAGUUGAAUUAGGAUUCCUAUGAAGUAAACAAAUUAUAUCUGAUAUAUAUAUAUUUAUUUAUUGAUUUAUUUAUUUAUUGUGAAAGUAAUUUUUAAAAAAUAAUCGAAAACCUAUGUAAACUGACAAACAUGACUCUCUCCUGUGACUCCUUGUGCUUGGUACUAGAAACAAAGGAAAAAACAAAGAAAUAAUAUCAUAGUUAUUGAAAUAUAAGAAUAAAUCUAAUUGUAUUAUACUCACAAGAAGUAUCCCGCUACUCAUUAGUAGUUUGGAUGUGAGCGUGAAUAGUAACCACAAUACUAAAUAUGUAGUAUUUCGAUUUUACAAAUAAAAUCUUAUCAAGUGGCAAAUACUUGUGUGAUAGCGAGUCAUAUGAACGUCUUAUUGCAUUGGCGAAUAUGUCAUUAUAGGUAAGUUGUUUACCUAUAAUCUGGUCGUGUGUUACAGUUACCACAAUACAAUAGUAUUUCGAGUGAGUUUACAAGAAUUCUUAUCAAGUGGCAAAUUUGGAGCAUGUUGUCGAUAACAAUUUUUCGCCUUGUAAAUCUUUGUAUUUUGAUAAAUGAGUAUAGAUAUUCGCCUUAAUUCUUGGUGAUUAAGUCAACUAAUUGUAGUCGUGUGUUCAAGAGAUUGAUUGAUUUCUUGAUAGUGAAUGUCGCCAAAUCUCUGCUUUUGUUAUUUUAUCAAUUGAACUCAAAUGUUAGUAUCCACUUGUUGACUCUGAUGAGUUGACACUGACGAGUCAUCAUACUAUAAUAUACAAAAAUAAAAAUGAAACGAUAAACGUAUGAAUAGAUCACAUUGACAUUUUCGUCAUUACUUUGUUUUUCAUCGAAUCAUUAUGAUGAGUCAUGAUGAAAUAUAUUGUAAUUAAUCAUCUAGAACAAAAGGACAAAAAUGAAUUGAACGAAGGGAAUAACUUGAUAUGUAAUAAAUCAGAAGUUAUCGGAAGAGGAUAAUAGAGUAUGGGGCAAAAAAAACGGGAAAGAAAAAAACAAACAAAGUAUUAUUUUGGACUU
Molecule: messenger RNA, 4343 nt
Organism: Rotaria sordida
Lineage: Eukaryota; Metazoa; Rotifera; Eurotatoria; Philodinida; Philodinidae
Source: the annotation of a GenBank genome assembly